CUCUGAAGUACGGCAUGUUGCGCCAACUGCAAGAGAGACAGAAACCGUGAUGGUCAUGGCUAGAGAGAGAAACACCACGGUGGAUUGAGGGAGAGAGAGAGAGAAAGAGACAGAGAUAUAAAGUGCGUACGGGACAUAUGGACAGAGUGAGAGAGAAAGAUCGAAGAAAACGCUCAUUCUGUCUCGCAUUUUCCAGUCCGUUUCUCUGAGCUUCAACUCCUGCUCAAAUCUCAUCAAUAUUGGUUUGCAUAUUUGAGUCAGAAUAGCUGCUCAGAAUGAAUAUGAAUCAUCGGCAAAUGGAGAUGCAUUACAUAAAUACUGGAUUUCCGUACACUGUUACCGAGAGUUUUAUGGAUUUCUUUGAAGGUCUUACACAUGUACCUGCUCAUUAUCCUUAUAUCGCACCUAUGCAUGAUCAGGAAACUGCAUAUUGGUCAAUGAAUAUGAAUUCGUACAAAUUCGGAUUACCUGGUCCAGGAAGUACAUCUUAUUAUGGUCUUUACGAGAUAAAUGACUAUUUACCAAGGAUGGAUUUCAGCAGGAGGGCUUGGGAAUAUCCUUCUAUGGCGAACAUCGAAGAACCUAUCACCAUAGAUGUACAGUCAGGAGGGAGUGCAUCCUCGAGUAUGCACGCCAUCCCUGAAGAAUGCAGUCCAAAUCAUCCAAAUCAUCAGGAAGCAGCUAGCCCUCAGGUCAUUUGGCAAGACAACAUCGAUCCUGAUAACAUGACCUAUGAGGAAUUACUUGAUUUGGGCGAGGCAGUUGGAACUCAAAGUCGUGGUCUUUCCCAAGAUCUAAUUGAUUUGCUUCCAACUUCAAAAUACAAGUCUGGUGGCUUUUUCUCAAGGAAAAGAUCUGGGGAGAGGUGUGUGAUAUGCCAAAUGAGAUAUAAAAGAGGGGACCGACAAAUAAAUUUGCCUUGCAAGCACGUCUAUCAUACUGAUUGUGGAUCUAAAUGGCUCAGCAUUAACAAGACAUGUCCGGUUUGCAACACUGAAGUAUUUGUCGAUGAAUCAAGGGAAUAGGAUGACAUCAAAAUGGUGAAUAUAGAAUUACGAAUUCAGAUGGUUCUUUGCUUCACAACGGGUUGUUUCCCAUCUCUUUCUUUUUCUCAAAUAUCAAAAAAGACUUCUGCAUUCGCAGAGGUAGUCCUGAGACUGAAGCUGUUCCUUAUUUCAUCUUACACGUUUUGUUUUGUAGAAGAACACCAUCUUAGGUUUUUAUAGAAAGUAUAGAUUGCAAGUAUCCAAUCUGGUUCUUCUGGAGAGGGUUGAGAGUAUGUAAUUGUUUUAGCUUUUACUCCUAUUCUGAUGUUCAUAUGUUCCUUUUGAAAUUGUGCUCUAUAGCUCCACAGCUCGUUGAAUUCGAUUAGUCGAUUGCUCUUAGAGUUCCUGAUAUACCCUAGUGAAGGAAAAUGAAGAAAGACUAUGAGCCUGUGACCAUGAAUCAUCAUCCUGCA
Molecule: messenger RNA, 1459 nt
Organism: Ilex paraguariensis (yerba mate)
Lineage: Eukaryota; Viridiplantae; Streptophyta; Magnoliopsida; Aquifoliales; Aquifoliaceae
Source: the annotation of a GenBank genome assembly